AUGCCUGACCCGUUCAAAAUUCUGGGCACAAUUUUACAAAGCUUGAUUCGAAAAUGUAGAGUGAAAGAUCCCAAGUCCCAUCAUGACUUUGUCAGUACAGGAGUGGUUAAUGAUAAGCACCAAGUCAUCGUUUAUUACGCAGGCAACUUCAACAACAUCUCCAAGCAGUAUGGUACUGUCGCCACUUUGCAGUUUAACUCGGAUAGUCAAGCAAAAGAGUACAAAUCCAAGCAGGACUCUUUGAUGGCUACCAGCACCGAACCCAGCCCAAUUGUCUUCCGAAGUAAAAAAAGCACGCUACAUGAUGUGUUUUUUGGAGAAUCGGAGUACGGAGAUAAAGCUAAAGCGUUCGAUUUAUACAUCGGACUGCCUUCUCGUGGAAGUAAGCCUUUCAUGUCAGCUAGAUUGAAGGUGGUGGAUGUCCCACAGUACGAACACUUUGACGACGACGAAUACCCGGAGUUCCUUUCGUACUUCAUGUAUGGCGAUAAGAAGGACGCUUUCUUAUUCCACAUUCCAACUAAGAAUCUUGAUUUCCUUCAGAUUGUCAAACUGGAUGGCAUUCCCAAGGGAGUAGGCUCAGAAGGCAUCAAAGAUCUCCUGCUAAAGAAAGGCAUUGAGGUCAACUUGCCUGAGAUCAGUGGAUCCUGGCCAGAAGGUCAUGACGAUGUGAAAGAUCCACUCAAGAAUCAUAAAUACGAGAUCAAAUUUGUUGGAAUCGAUGGCGAAGAAGUUGCAAGUAAAGUGAGGAUUAAAAGGAAGGUCUGGUUUGAUGGAACUAAACUCAAAAAGUAAAGGUUACCAAGAUUAUUGUCAGUGCUUUAAGAACAAAUUCAAAUCGUUAUUACAGAUAAUCAUUUGUCGUGACUUGUAACAUUCGACUUUAAGAGCAAAUGUCACCAAAUAUCAAACAAUUUUAAAAUUUCGUGGCAACAGCUCAAAAAUCAAUUUGGCCCAUAAUCUCAUGUUAGGUAAACCUUAAUGUAAAACAAAACACUUCAUAGUUUAUUUUGCAGUAAAUGGUCUCAACC
This is a messenger RNA of Stylophora pistillata, 1031 nucleotides long. RefSeq lists its product as uncharacterized. The record is from RefSeq and is a predicted model, not a curated record. Gene Ontology annotation, biological process: carboxylic acid metabolic process. Lineage: Eukaryota; Metazoa; Cnidaria; Anthozoa; Scleractinia; Pocilloporidae. Gene Ontology annotation, molecular function: carbon-carbon lyase activity; pyridoxal phosphate binding.